CCGCCCGGACUCGGGUCCGGGACGGACGCCGCCGCGGAGGCUGGGCGAUGGCGGCGCCGGGCUCGGAGCCGCGGCCUCCGGCCCCGCUGGAGGCCCUCGGGCCCGCGGACGACCGGCUCUUCCUGGUGAAAGGUGGAGUUUUCCUUGGCUCCGUGGCCACGGCGGGAAUGCUAGCCGGAUUCCUUACGACGUUGUCACUGGCUAAAAAGAAAAGCCCCGAAUGGUUCAAUAAGGGCAGUAUGGCCACAGCUGCCUUGCCAGAGAGCGGGUCCUCCCUGGCCUUGCGGGCCCUGGGCUGGGGCUCCCUUUACGCCUGGUGUGGGGUUGGUGUGAUCAGCUGGGCAGUCUGGAAGAGUUUAGGAGUUCACAGUAUGAAAGACUUUCGAAGUAAAAUGCAAUCGAUAUUUCCCACAAUCCCGAAGCACUCCGAAUCGGCUGUUGGGUGGGAGGAAGCGUGGAAACCUAAAUGAGAAGAGCGCGGAUGAAAUCCCAAAUGGUUGCCGCAGGAUGGGCGGCUUUGGGGACACAGCUGCAAAGGGACCGGGGUGCCUUUUCCUCAGGCACAUGUGCAGAUUGCCGACGCGCCCACGGGACUGAUGGCGCUUACCCCGCGCCAGGCAGACCUGCUGCGGGGCUGUUGCGGUGUCUGUGAUGGGGGAGGGAAUGCUCCUAAAUCUCAAAUGACUUGUAAGAAUAAUCAUCAUUGGGGUAACUUCCCCAGGUGGGGAAGAAUCCAGAGGAAAUGCUCAGAUUAUCACAAUAAACCAGCUUUCAUGGCAGAAGAAAUAAGGUUGAUAAUAAAAGUGCAACAGGAAAUCUCUGUAUGCCGUAGUCGCCCCUUGAAAGAGCCUUUCAUGUCGGCCUAGGACUGGGAGUUCAGAAGACUCGCUCCCGCCCUGAGCCAGACUCCCCGCGGCAGCUCCCUCGGGGAAGCCGCUCAGCAGGAAGGAGGGGUGGCUGUCCUCGACCCCGGCUUCCGC
Molecule: messenger RNA, 980 nt
Organism: Perognathus longimembris pacificus (Pacific pocket mouse)
Lineage: Eukaryota; Metazoa; Chordata; Mammalia; Rodentia; Heteromyidae
Gene: Tmem242
Product: transmembrane protein 242
Exons: 4
Coding region: 48-470 (140 amino acids)
Source: RefSeq, a predicted model, not a curated record